This is a messenger RNA of Phytophthora sojae, 687 nucleotides long. RefSeq lists its product as hypothetical. The record is from RefSeq and is a predicted model, not a curated record. NCBI's taxonomy places the organism in Eukaryota, Oomycota, Peronosporomycetes, Peronosporales, Peronosporaceae. The coding region runs from base 1 to 687 and encodes 228 amino acids. The transcript is spliced from 3 exons.
AUGACAGCACGCUAUAAGCCGAAGCUCGUGAAGUUCAUGACGUACAAGAACGGCGUCAACUACAGCAGCGAUCACACCUUCUCCAUGGAGGAGCUCCUCGACAUCACACCAGACCACGUUUGCCGCUGGAUGAACGAGCUGACGUACGGGAGUCCAGAACCAAGCGACGACAUGAGACCUGUCCAUCGCCGUUCAAGCACGCUAGAGUUCUCCAAGAAGGCCAUCUCAACCGUCAUGCCUCGCGUAAAUUCGACGUGGGAUCCUGUUACACAGCGUGACAAUCCUACUCGCUCCGACGCUGUCAACAAGCUCAUCAAGAGAGUGAAGAAGUUUGAGGUUCGCCGAGAAGGAGCCGAGUCCAAAGCUCGCCGUUCCGUCGAGUUUGACGAGUUCACGAACUUGUUAUUGCUCGUGCAUGACAUGAUGAAGUUGCAGUUCGCCAACAUCUCGCCAAACAGCCAAUAUCCUUCGACGCUGCUGUUCCAGAUGCACUGGUCGAAAAACAUUCAUGAAGAGCAAGACGCCCCUGAACAAAUAGUACUCGGAAGUAUGGACCCCAAAAUGACCAGCGCCAGCGACACGGCCAUGGUCUUUGCAAGUGGAAGUGCUGCUAAAACGGCUUUCACGCCUGCGGAUGCCCGAGCCAUGACGUCAGGAUUUCGCCUCUCGCUACCCUCCUCUCCCUGA